Messenger RNA from Nilaparvata lugens (brown planthopper), 1994 nucleotides. RefSeq names its product probable glutamate--tRNA ligase, mitochondrial (gene GluRS-m). Gene Ontology annotation, molecular function: glutamate-tRNA ligase activity; ATP binding; tRNA binding. The record is from RefSeq and is a predicted model, not a curated record. The coding region runs from base 99 to 1820 and encodes 573 amino acids. Gene Ontology annotation, biological process: glutamyl-tRNA aminoacylation. The transcript is spliced from 11 exons. NCBI's taxonomy places the organism in Eukaryota, Metazoa, Arthropoda, Insecta, Hemiptera, Delphacidae.
UGAAAUUUUUGAGGUUAGUUUGAAUUUUCUGUGUUCUGUCAUAAACAUUUGUUCAAUCUCAUUUUAAUGUUUGAUUAUUUAAAUGAUUAGAUUAAAUCAUGUUGUUUCUAAAAUUAGCUAUUAGAAAAUCUGUUUCUUCCUCACAGUGUAUUUUGAGAAUUCAUCAUAGAUGUUGUUCUACAACGAAAAAUAUUAGAGUACGGUUUGCUCCUAGUCCUACAGGCUUGCUACACCUUGGCGGAUUAAGGACCGCUCUCUAUAAUUAUUUAUUUGCCAAAUCCAACCAAGGCACUUUUAUUUUGAGGAUAGAAGACACUGAUCAAACCAGACUUGUGCCCGGUGCCAUAGAAAAACUCCAAGAAGAUCUUGCCUGGGCUGGUAUUCAUCCAGAUGAAGGGCCAGGAUGUUCAAAAGGAACGUGUGGUCCUUACGAGCAGAGCAAAAGAAAAGAUCUCUACAAACAGGAAACGCAGAAGUUGAUAGACUCAGGACAUGCCUACUAUUGUUUCUGUUCGGAACAUAGAUUAGGGUUGUUGAGGAAAGAAGCACUGAGAAUGAGGCAGGUACCAAAAUACGAUAAUAAGUGCAGAGAUCUUACAAAAGAUGAAGUGAAUCAAAAGCUGAGCAGUGGUGUUGAAGCCUGUGUUCGUUUCAAGUUGGAAGGUGGGGAGCAAACACACUGUGACAUGGUGUACGGCAGCGUGAGUCACGACGUGGCCUCCAUUGAGAGCGACCCGGUCAUCCUGAAGACAGAUGGUAUGCCCACUUACCACCUGGCCAAUGUGGUCGAUGACCACCACAUGUGUGUCACGCAUGUCAUGCGUGGGGUCGAGUGGCAGCCUUCCACUGCCAAGCAUCUCCUGCUCUACAAGUCAUUGGAAGGUGGGGAGCAAACACACUGUGACAUGGUGUACGGCAGCGUGAGUCACGACGUGGCCUCCAUUGAGAGCGACCCGGUCAUCCUGAAGACAGAUGGUAUGCCCACUUACCACCUGGCCAAUGUGGUCGAUGACCACCACAUGUGUGUCACGCAUGUCAUGCGUGGGGUCGAGUGGCAGCCUUCCACUGCUAAGCAUCUCCUGCUCUACAAAAGAUCGUUCAGAAGCUCUAAUAAGAUGAAUUUCCACCAGAUCCUGUAUAAUAUGCUAUCUAUAAUAGUCGAUGCUGUAGAACUCUUUAUUAUCAAUGUUUUGUUUUUGUAUACAUUCCAGUUUGAUAUGAAGCACGUGAACACACACGCUUGUAAACUGAAUUUCAGUCAACUGCCCGAAUUUAACAGAGCUGAGUUUUUGAGAGUAAUGUCCGAGGAAAAAGGAAUGAGUGAUAUGAUUCAGCAGUUGAGGGUUAUGCUUCGGCAAAAGUUUCAAGACAGUAACGCUUGUGAACUGGAUCUGGAUAACGAGGAGUAUUUGAAGUCGAUGCUCGAAUGGAGUUUCACAAGGAUCACGCGUUUCAGAGAGCUCAUCGAGCCUCAAAUGAUGUUUCUAUGGAUGCAACCGACACUCGAACAACUUCACAAUGCUGUCAAUCCUAAUCAGAAAGAUUCACUGCAUGAAUUAGUGAACGGUAUUUCCGAAUUGAAAGAAUACAGUGAGGAUAAUUUAAAAACCUUGAUCAGUGAAAUUACCAAAAGUAAAGACUUGAAGUACAAUCAUUUUAUGAAAACGUUGAGGUUGUGCUUGACAGGUCUGAAGGUAGGCCCAGGAGUGAUUGAAGUAAUGACAGUUUUGGGAAAAGAUUGUGUAUUAAGAAGACUUAGGAGAUCGCUGAAACUUGGAGAAGAGAGCGUUCAACAAGGAAAAAGUUUGGAGAACUGUUAACACUAUUGUAGCUAACUACAGGCUUCGCUUUUUAUGAAGAUUUGAAAGAAUGUAAUAAGAAAAUAAGAAGAGAACUUGGUUUGAUCAAUAUUGAAAAAAUACGACUUUGAUUCACUUAUGAACACAUAUCUAUAUUUUCAGAAUAAUUAUUGGUAAGUUAUGUGAGGAUAAUUA